This is a messenger RNA of Phytophthora nicotianae INRA-310, 1560 nucleotides long. RefSeq lists its product as hypothetical. NCBI's taxonomy places the organism in Eukaryota, Oomycota, Peronosporomycetes, Peronosporales, Peronosporaceae. The coding region runs from base 1 to 1560 and encodes 519 amino acids. The record is from RefSeq and is a predicted model, not a curated record. The transcript has 2 exons.
AUGGAGCUCGCUCUGUUGGUCGUGACUUUUGUGGGCUUCUUAACGGUGGAGGAGGUAAUGACCGCGAUGCUGCUGCGGUACUACGCAUGGGCGAAGCUGGCCACUCGUGCUACUGGUGGAGACCAUGUUGUUGAUCGCCAUGCCAAUGGCAUCGAUGGAGACCGUGUUGCUGACGAAUACUAUGUUGCUACUGGGAACUGCGUUGCUGAAGGUGUUUUUGCUGCUGGUGGACCCUUUGUUGCUGGUGGAGACCGUUUUGCCGGUGGAGAUAGUGAUGCCAGUGGGUACUGUGCUCCUGGUGUGCGCAACGUGAUUGAUAUAACGGACCGUGGCACCCAAAUUAAUGGUGGAAAUGCCCGCUAUGUUGCAGUCAGCGAGCCCCGAUCUAACUAUCCACAACAUAAUUAUACGGAGGAUGGCGACCGCGCUGUUGUUCUUUCAAACGCCGAAGAACGUGGUGUACCGGAGCCUGGUAGUAACGAUUCACAACCGGUGAGCCGAGGUGCCACCGCCGACCGUAUUGGAAUGCAAAUACGCAACUGGACCGUUAAAAAUCCGGGAGCGGUCCCGACGCCGACAUGUGAUGACUAUGCGUCGUGGACGGUGGCUCAACUGCGGAAGGAGUGCAGCGAGAGAAAGUUGCGAGUGCCCAGGAAGUUCGGUAAGCUUGCGCUCGUUGAACAUUUGAUGAGACACGAUGCUACACGUAGAGCAGUUCAAGCAACUGUUGACGACGAAAACCUGUUGGAUCCAAGCUUGCGCAAAACAAAACACUGCUGCAUUCGACUUCUCGAUGUUAUUUUCUCGGACCGUUUUGCUACGCGUCUUGCUUCAUCCGACGACGCGGCAACGAGAGACCAAAAAGACACGGGUGAGGUAAACCAGAACACGUCCUUUUGGAAGGAGGUAGCCAAGGAGUUUCAAACCAACACAACAGAUUACAAUGGCCUCUUCACCUUCAAUGACCCUCGCUACAUCGGGAUCGACCCUUCUGUCAUCGUCCAGCAUGAUGCAUCACGACUUUAUGACAUGUGGAAGAAAGUGAACACCAAAUACAUCAAAGCCUUCUCGAAGUUCGAUGUAUCCGGUCAAAAUUCCAACGACUUUUACGAGUUCUGCGAUGGAAGUUUGGAUGCUGCGUAUGUGAAGGUUUGCAUCAAGCAGAAGCCAGAGUUGGAGUCGUAUGUGAAAGGGGGCAUGCACGAGGAAGAUGAAAUCGACUCGAUGAACUUGAAGCGUUCGUCAAAGGGUGAUCGCUCUUUACGCAAGUCAACUAAGUGGCAAGACAACAUUCUCACGACCUUUGAUCGCAUCGCUGAGGUUCUUAUCGGAAAUCAGAGCUCAACAGCGGCGUCGACUAAAGCCGUCACACCAAACGCUGAUGAGGAAGACAUGCUGCUUGGUCGGAUUGCUAAACUUCAUCAAGUGAUCUUCCAAGUGAAGGAUAGUUUACGUGCGUCUGUAUCCAAUGGAGAAACCGACGUGGCAUUGACGAACAGCCUUGGGCUGUACACCAAACGACUACAGCAGUACGAAUCCCGCCUAGCGGAGCUGGAUUAG